This is a messenger RNA of Talaromyces stipitatus ATCC 10500, 3978 nucleotides long. RefSeq names its product 5-oxoprolinase, putative. Gene Ontology annotation, cellular component: cytosol. Gene Ontology annotation, molecular function: 5-oxoprolinase (ATP-hydrolyzing) activity. The transcript has 8 exons. Bases 1 to 3978 code for a protein of 1325 amino acids. NCBI's taxonomy places the organism in Eukaryota, Fungi, Ascomycota, Eurotiomycetes, Eurotiales, Trichocomaceae. The record is from RefSeq and is a predicted model, not a curated record. Gene Ontology annotation, biological process: glutathione metabolic process.
AUGGCCCCUCAUCAUCUAGAGACCACUGUCGAUGGCCUGAAUAUAAAAAUAGCUAUAGACCGAGGUGGUACUUUUACAGAUUGUUUAGGUAUUGCUGAAGGCCGGGAUGAUGACAUUGUGGUCAAACUUCUAUCCCAGGACCCUUCUAAUUAUGCCGAUGCGCCAAUUGAAGGUAUUCGCCGCAUUUUGGAACAGGCUACAGGGAAGUCGUUUCCUAGGAGCGAGAAAUUGAACACUAGCGAUUUCUCCAGUAUUAGUAUCCGAAUGGGCACGACUGUCGCCACAAAUGCACUUUUGGAGAGGAAAGGGGACCGAGUAGCCCUUUUGAUUACGAAGGGAUUCAAAGAUGCUUUACAAAUUGGCAAUCAGUCUCGGCCUCAUCUAUUUGAUCUCAAUAUUCGGAGACCAGAUGUUCUAUAUGAGGAUGUGGUCGAAGUCGACGAACGAGUAACCAUCGAGGACUACCAACAGAACCCAACUCCGGACCGAGCUGCCCUAGCUGCUUCAUUAGAGUCGGAUCCACAGCUAACGCGUGGUGUCAGCGGUGAGGUUGUACGAGUUUUAGAGAAACUGGACGAGAAUAAGGUCCGAGAAGAUUUGAAGAGCUUAUACGACAAAGGCUAUCGUUCAAUUGCAGUCGUUUUGGUACACUCCUACACAUUCCAAGACCACGAGCUGGCCAUUGAACGAAUUGCUAAAGAGGUUGGAUUUCCAAGUAUAUCUCUUUCUAGUCAACUACUCCCUAUGAUCAAAAUGACGUCUCGUGGAGCGUCUGCAACAGCUGAUGCGUAUUUGACGCCCGUCAUUCGGCGAUAUAUUGACGGAUUCCGCUCUGGUUUCAAAGAUGGAUUGCGGUCGGAAGAUACUCGAUGUGAGUUUAUGCAAAGUGAUGGCGGACUGGUAAAUUUUGAAAAAUUCUCCGGUCUACGAGCCAUUCUAUCUGGGCCUGCUGGUGGUGUUGUGGGCCACGCACGUACUUCUUUUGAUCCAGCUGACCCAAAACCAGUUAUUGGUUUUGAUAUGGGAGGAACUAGUACCGAUGUAUCUCGAUACGACGGAAAGUUUGAGCAUACUUUCGAAAACACCACUGCUGGCGUAACCAUAAUGGCCCCGCAGCUCGAUAUCAACACCGUGGCUGCUGGAGGAGGUAGUAUUCUAUUUUGGAGACAUGGCCUAUUCGUCGUUGGCCCUGACUCAGCUGGAGCUCACCCAGGGCCUGCAUGCUAUAGAAAAGGCGGUCCAUUGACAGUAACAGACGCCAACCUAUUCCUUGGAAGAUUGCUUCCAGAAUACUUCCCGAAGAUUUUCGGCCCAAACGAGAAUGAACCGCUCGAUGUGGAAGUCACCCGACAGAAGUUCACGGAACUUGCCCGCCAAAUCCAAGAGGAGACUGGCCAAGCAAAGUCACCGGAAGAGAUUGCCCUCGGCUUUAUAGAGGUUGCGAACGAAUCUAUGGCCAAACCGAUUAGGGCAUUAACAGAGGCUCGAGGAUAUGAAACCUCGGCACACAAUCUUGCAUGCUUUGGAGGUGCCGGUGGACAACAUGCCUGUGCUAUUGCGACUUCAUUGUCGAUUCAGACCGUCAUCAUUCAUCGCUACUCGUCGAUCCUCUCUGCGUACGGUAUGGCGCUGGCUGAUGUCGUCCAUGAGGCACAGGAGCCGGCGUCAGGGUUCCUCGAAGAACAAUCAUUGGAGGCCCUUCGGGAACGCAUUCAGGUUCUCAAGGCCAACGUUCAAAGCGAGCUUGAAGCCGAAGGCAUACCUACCGAGCAAAUUCAUCAUGAGGUUUACCUGAACCUACGCUACCAGGGCACCGAUAAUUUGCUGAUGAUCCUGGAUCCUGAAGACGGGGACUUUGCCGAGGCUUUCAUUCGAGAGCACAAGCGAGAGUUCUCAUUCACAUUCCCCGGACGUCCCAUCGUAGUUGAGGAUGUGAGAGUCAGAGGUGUUGGGAAAUCACUGUCCGUUCCACCGGAGGCGCCUCAAGCUGAAUUGAAGGCUGCCAAAGCCGUGUCGAUCGGAACUGACAAACAGGACGACAGCACAGGUGUUUACUUUUCCGGAAUUGGACAUGUCACAACUCCAGUAUUCUUCUUGGGAAACCUGCAAUCAGGAAGUCAUAUCAAUGGUCCUGCAAUGAUCAUUGAUAAGACGCAAACCAUUGUGAUAGAACCGCAUGCCUCUGCCACAAUUCUAUCAAGACAUGUCAUCCUAGACGUUUCGCCGCAAAAGAAGCGUGCCCCUGGUGAAGAAUCAACUUUGGUCGUUGAUCCUAUUCGACUUUCGGUCUUUGGAUACCGAUUCAUGUCGGUGGCUGACCAAAUGAGCCGUAUGUUUCAAAAAACUUCAGUUUCCACAAAUAUCAAAGAACGACUUGACUUUUCAUGUGCUGUUUUCUCUCCUGACGGAAAGUUGGUGGCAAAUGCCCCUAAUGUUCCAGUACAUCUUGGCAGUAUGGAAUAUGCGGUUCGGUAUCAACAUGAGCAGUACGCUGGAAAGCUACGGCCUGGAGACCAUAUUUGCACAAACCAUCCUUUGGCGGGAGGAACGCACUUGCCUGACAUCACAAUCAUUACGCCUGUAUGGGACUCGGAAGGCAAGCAGAUUAUUUUCUAUGUCGCGUCAAGAGGACACCAUGCCGAGAUUGGAGGCAUCCAACCAGGCUCUAUGCCCUCCAACAGUCGACUCCUCUACGAGGAAGGUGCCAUGACAAUGGGUUUCAAAAUUGUUUCUGAGGAUCGGUUCAAUGAGGAUAUCGUGCGCAAGUUCUUGUAUGAUGAGCCAGCUUCCUACCCUGGUUGCAGUGGUACGCGUACCUGGAACGAUAAUGUAUCGGAUUUGAAGGCUGCCAUUGCUGCAAACCAGAAAGGAGCUACUCUACUUCGCGGCCUGGUGGAAGAGAACUCCCUACAAGUCGUGCACUUCUACAUGGACGGUAUCAAGGGCAACGCCGAGAUUGCGGUGCGCGAAUACCUGAAGAAAGUUGGCAAACAGACCGGGGGCAAGCCUUUGAGAUUCUUUGAUUUCAUGGAUGAUGGAACAGAAAUCCGUUUAGAGAUUAGGAUUGAUUCCGAGACCGGGUCGGCGGACUUUGAUUUCACUGGCACUGGACGAGAAACGUUCAACUGCUUGAAUGCACCAAAGGCAAUUGCGCAUUCAGCCAUCAUAUACUCGCUUAGAUGUCUAAUUAAUGUCGACAUACCCCUUAACCAAGGUUGUCUUGCGCCUUGCAACGUCAUUAUUCCAAGCGGAACACUUCUCAAUCCGUCUGGAAUGGCAGCCGUGUGUGCCGGCAACCCAAUUACUUCUCAACGUAUCACGGAUGUGGUGUUGGGUGCCUUCAACGCUUGUGCUGCCUCUCAAGGAUGUUGCAAUAUUAUAUCAUUUGGAAUGGGUGGUCAGGACAAAGAUGGAAACGUCGUGCCGGGUUUCGGAGUUGGAGAGACGAUCUGCGGUGGUUCAGGAGCCGGUCCAAACUGGCACGGCACAUCGGCGGUGCAUUGCCAUAUGACAAACACACGCAUUACAGAUGCAGAAGUCUAUGAACUGCGUUAUCCUGUCAUCCUUCGGCAAUUUUCUAUCCGCAGGGGCUCUGGUGGACGGGGCCAGUACAACGGUGGAGACGGAUCAGUCCGUGAGCUAGAAUUUAGAAUCCCUUUAUCAGUAUCAAUGCUCAGCGAGCGGCGAGUUUAUCGGCCUUACGGUAUGGCAGGCGGCGAAGCUGGACAGGCUGGAUUGAAUUUGUACGUGAGAGAAGAACGCGACGGUUCUAAGCGUGUCAUCAACAUAGGAGGAAAGAUGGAGCUGAACGUCCGGCCGGGUGAACGGGUCAUUAUCAAUUCACCUGGAGGUGGCGCCUGGGGCUCCCCCAGCGAUGCUGUGGAACCAACCGCUGGCAACUCGGCGAGGCAAACUACUGCCUUUGAGCCUCGCGGAAGUGUAUAUGCAUUUACAGCGAUGGCUGAGGCAGCGCAAUAG